UUUAUGACAUCACUGCAUGCAAAAUAUGGCACCAGCAGGGAGAAUGAGAGAGGGAUGUAGCUCACUGACAGGCACAGACCUUUCUAACAACAGGUGGAGGACACAGCUAAGGUAAGCUCAUGUGUUGAGCUCAUGGACUAGAUUCACUACCUACGCUCACACACUGGACUCGAAGAUGGACAUGACUGAUGAUAGCCACAUCGAGGGGAUGGAGAUGGAGACAGAGAACAGGCAAACUAUGGAUAAUGACUUCACUGUCAGACUAUCAGAUGAGACACACCAACAUCUGACAUUCAGUGAAGUCCGUUCCAGCAGCUGUAAGGCGGUCAAAGUGAGAUCCAGACCCAGACUCGAGUCCACAAAAAGUUUCCCCCCUUACAGUCAGUGUAUAGGUGGACUCGGUGAGGACAAUGAGCUCAAUUCAGAAUCAAGGGAAAUGAGGGAAGACAAGAAUGAUGUCGUUCAAGGCACGGAAAGAAAAGAGAACUUUGAAUUGAACGCAAGAUGUGCAAGGGAUAAGGUGAAGGCAAAAUGGAGGAUGAGGAGGAAGGAGAGGCUAGGUGGGAGCUAUGAAGUUGAUGAAGACGGAUGGGAGAGGGCAAGGUGGAGCGGGAAAAGAAGGGUAGAAGAGACUGGAAGAGAGAGGGAGCCUGAGGAUGAGGAAAGGGAAGGGGCCUUAAACAGUGAGUGGAAACACUGGAGAGGUAAAAACUCCAGUUUUGAGAUAGAAAGAAAAGAAGAAGAGGAUGAAGAGAUGACGAGAUCCCCCGUUUCAGCAGCAGAAGGAGAGAGCGAGGGGAGCGGGAAGACCCCAGAGGGGAACGAUGAAGAGGCCGAGGGCUCCACAACACAUCAGUGGUCAUCCCCACAUCCAAUCCUCUCUAAGCUUUUGCACUCCUCCACCUCCUCCUGCUCCUCCAUCAGCCUCUCAUCAGCAGAGAGCGAUGAGGUUUUCAGCGAAGGAGAGGAUGUUGACUCAAAGAGGAGGUCGUUCAGGAAGAGCCGCUCCUGGAAAACCUACCUGACCAUGAUGCACUGGUCGCUGCGGCGACAGAGCUCCUGGGUCCAGCUCGCUGGACAUCAAGGUAACUUCCAGCUGAGUGAGGGAGGGGAGGUGUUGAAACUGUACAGUGAAGAGGAGGCAAAGUGCUUGGACAGCCUGAUGACAGACCUGCUGAGACCCUUUGUCCCGCAGUACCAUGGCUUAGUCACCAGGGGGGAGCACUGCUACAUCCGCCUGGAGGACCUACUGAGCGGCCUGAGGAGACCUGUCAUCAUGGACUGCAAGAUGGGAGUCAGGACAUACCAGGAGGAGGAACUGAUCACAGCUAAGUCCACUCUGCGGAGUGACAUGUACCAAAAGAUGAUGAAAAUAGACCCAACCGCUCUGUCGGCAGAGGAACACGCACAGAAAGGGGUGACCAAGUGUCGAUAUCUUCAGUGGAGGGAUACAACCAGUUCUACGUCCAUGCUGGGCUUCAGGAUAGAGGGCAUCAUGAUGGAGGACGGCAGUGUCCAACGGGACUUCAGGAAAAUUCUGACUUUAGCUCAGGUCACGGAGGCAUUGCUCUACUUCACCAGGAGUCAGCUGGACAUCCUGAAAGCGUACCACUCCAGACUCCUGGCCCUGAGUGAUGCACUGAAGAAUUCACUAUUUUUCAGAACCCAUGAGGUGAUUGGCAGCUCGCUUCUCUUUGUCCACGACCACAGCAACAAGGCCAGCGUGUGGAUGAUAGACUUUGGGAAGACGACCCCGGUGCCUGACACGAGCGAGCUCCGACAUAACAUCCCGUGGGCCGAAGGGAGCAGAGAGGACGGCUACCUCAUUGGUCUGACCUCGCUCAUCACUUCUCUGAGCCAGGCCAUUAGUGUGGCCUCCUGGCAGCAGGAGGACAGCUGUGGAGAAGAAAAUAGUGUUGCAUGAAGUACACUGAGGGUUGUGGUGGAGACACCCCUUAAACAACACUCAAAUUCAGGAUCAGGUGGACAAAACGACUGUUGUUACACUUGGACAGGCUGAGGAAGAGAAACGAGGGAAUACAAUUCAGCUAAAAUUCCUAGAAAUGUGAUGUGGUCGUCUUCUAAUUGUAAUCUGGUAUGUGCAUACUGUAACAGUGGAAACAGUGUGUUGUUACAUAUACUUUUUCUAUUACUUUUGUUUUUAAAUUAUUCAUAAAGGACCAAAAACUAA
This is a messenger RNA of Perca fluviatilis (European perch), 2191 nucleotides long. RefSeq names its product inositol-trisphosphate 3-kinase A. Bases 176 to 1924 code for a protein of 582 amino acids. Gene Ontology annotation, molecular function: inositol-1,4,5-trisphosphate 3-kinase activity; inositol tetrakisphosphate kinase activity. Gene Ontology annotation, biological process: inositol phosphate biosynthetic process. Lineage: Eukaryota; Metazoa; Chordata; Actinopteri; Perciformes; Percidae. The record is from RefSeq and is a predicted model, not a curated record. Gene Ontology annotation, cellular component: cytoplasm; nucleus. The transcript is spliced from 8 exons.